Molecule: messenger RNA, 1491 nt
Organism: Perkinsus marinus ATCC 50983
Lineage: Eukaryota; Perkinsozoa; Perkinsida; Perkinsidae
Product: tubulin gamma chain, putative
Exons: 16
Coding region: 1-1491 (496 amino acids)
Biological process (GO): mitotic sister chromatid segregation; mitotic spindle organization; microtubule nucleation
Cellular component (GO): microtubule; nucleus; gamma-tubulin complex
Molecular function (GO): structural constituent of cytoskeleton; GTP binding
Source: RefSeq, a predicted model, not a curated record
AUGCCUCGUGAGAUUGUUACUCUUCAAGUAGGACAAUGCGGAAAUCAAGUUGGCAGCGAGUUUUGGCAACAGUUGUGCGCUGAGCAUGGUAUCGACCCCGAUGGUAUCCUAAAGCCACCUCCAGCCAACCAACCUCCUGCCGAGGACCGUAAGGAUGUGUUCUUCUAUCAAGCAGAUGAUGAACAUUAUAUUCCUAGGGCUCUUUUGAUCGAUCUGGAGCCCAGGGUUAUCAAUCAAAUACAAACCUCCGAAUUCAAGAACCUGUACAACCCAGAGAAUAUAUACAUGUCGAAGGAAGGAGGAGGAGCAGGCAACAACUGGGCUAAGGGUUACUCACAAGCAGAAGCAGUGCAGGAGGAGAUCUGCGAGAUGAUUGAUAGAGAGGCUGAUGGCAGCGACUCGUUGGAAGGGUUUAUGUUGUUACACUCUAUUGCAGGGGGUACGGGAUCGGGCAUGGGUAGCUAUUUGUUGGAGACGCUAUCCGAUCGGUAUCCGAAGAAGCUGUUGCAGACGUAUAGUGUCUUCCCGAUGCUCACUGAGACUUCUGAUGUUGUGGUACAGCCGUACAACUCGGUAUUGACGUUGAAGAGGUUGGCAUUAAAUGCUGAUGCGGUAGUGGUAUUGGACAACACUGCUUUGAAUAGGAUCGCAGCAGAUCGACUUAAACUCACCACGCCAAGUUUCGCUCAAACGAAUCAAUUGGUAUCAACAGUGAUGUCAGCGAGCACAACCACUUUGAGAUAUCCCGGAUAUAUGAAUAACGAUAUGGUGUCGAUAGUUGCUAGUCUGAUACCAACACCAAGAUGCCACUUCCUAAUGACAGGUUACACUCCUCUAACGGCCAAUACGUCCAUCGUUCAUCAAGCUCAUUCAACCGUACGUAAGACAACCGUGAUGGACGUUAUGAGGCGACUCCUCCAGCAGAAGAAUCUGAUGGUUAGCGCGUCGACACGGAGGGGAGCUUAUAUAUCUGUGCUGAAUAUUAUUCAGGGUGAAGUUGAUCCGGCGUCUGUUCAUAAGAGCUUGCAGCGCAUCAGGGAGAGGAGGUUGGCUAGAUUCAUACAGUGGGGUCCUGCCAGCAUUCAAGUGGCGUUGGCGAGGCAAUCACCUUAUGUUCAACACGCUCAUAAAGUCUCUGGACUCAUGCUGGCUAAUCAUACUUCAAUUAAUACAUUAUUUGAUAGGUGUCUGAAGCAAUACGAUAAGCUGAGGAGUAGAGGGGCUUUCUUGGAGCAAUAUCGUCAGGAAUCGAUAUUUGCUGAUGACUUGGAAGAGUUCGACCAUGCCAGAGAGACUGUGGCUCAGCUGUCGGCUGAAUAUCGCGCUGCUGAGAAGGAUGAUUACAUUACUGGUGGGUUCAUGAAUCAGACCUCAGCUGAGGGUGGUGGUGGUAGCAGCACUACAGUCGUCGACAACAGCACUUCGUCCCUCCGCAUGGGUGGGCCACCACCACCUCCUCAUCCUGACUCAGUGUCUGUAGGGGGUAUGUAA